AUGGCCUCACACACUCAAAACAUGCCCCUUCCCAUCCGCACAAACACAGUCGAUUCGCAAAAGUCACAAUCAUCAUCAUCGGGCCAAAUCUCUCCACCAUACUCCCCAACAUCACCAACAUCUCGCAUGGCAGCAUCUCCAACCGAAGAAUCCUUCUUUGGUGCCAUCGCAGCGCGAAUCCGCGGCCGCUCACGAAGUCGCUCUCGCGGCGCCCCACCAGACAAGCGACCAAGGUCGCCGCCCACGGCCAUGCCAACACACUCACGACAUGCAUCUACCACCAGCUCCACUACUUCUCCAGGCCCAGUAGCUACACCAGGACAGAGUACCAGACCAACUCUCCAGGAUGCAGGCAGGAGAACUACUAGUGGCAGCGACCCGUGGAGAGGUCGACACUCAAACGAUUGGCUCUUCAACGGAUAUUCCGUUACUGCCUCAGCCAAGGACUUUCUCCAACGACGCAAGUAG
Bipolaris zeicola 26-R-13 is the source of this 468-nucleotide messenger RNA. RefSeq lists its product as uncharacterized. The coding region runs from base 1 to 468 and encodes 155 amino acids. The transcript has a single exon. The record is from RefSeq and is a predicted model, not a curated record. NCBI's taxonomy places the organism in Eukaryota, Fungi, Ascomycota, Dothideomycetes, Pleosporales, Pleosporaceae.